GUGUCCGGUACAAGUGGGCUGGGUUUGGAGUUAGUGUUGAGGAACGGAGAGGGAGAGACCGCACUAGUUCGCUGCGCAAUUCCGUUGGAGUUUCAGUAGCACCAGCGCGGCAGGGGUGGAAGCCUCUUGACAAAUUCGGGAUACUCGACCGACUCGGGACAAACUAAAUUCGCCUGAUCAGCGACCAGCAUCUCAUCCAUGAUCCGACUGCUCGUAAACUCCUGGAAUCUACCGGCCCCUGAAAAGGACAACUUUGUUUAGUUUGAAUCCAGCCUCGGUGUUUUGUAACUUACGAUUUAAUUUAGUGUGCACUUGAUUUCCCCGUUUUUUUUCUGCUUCGCUUUUUUUUUGCACCAUUGUCUGCGGAAGCAAGGACAGGAACAUUUCAAGUGUUUUCGUUUUUUUUGCUCAGUGUGAUAUUUCUGCAAGGAUGAGGCUGCUCCUGGUUCUGGUUCCGGUCGUGUUUCUGGUGGGCGGUGUCAGGGCCCAGAAGCUCCCGACGCGAGACGAGGAGCUGUUCCAGAUGCAGGUUCGGGACAAGGCCCUGUUCCACGACUCCUCAGUGGUCCCAGACGGGGCGGAGAUCAGUGGCUACCUCUUCAGGGACACGCCAAAAAGGUACUACUUUGUGGUGGAAGAAGAUAACACGCCCCUGUCCGUUACCGUGACGCCGUGCGAUGCCCCCCUGGAGUGGAAGCUGACUCUGCAGGAGCUUCCGGAAGAGUCCAGCGGAGAGGGCUCAGGUCAGGCCGAGCCGCUGGAUCAGCAGAAGCUGCAGGUGACGGCGGACGAGGGCACGGAGCUCUUCUCCUACAAGGGGAACGACGUGGAGUCCUACGUCUCGUCCAGCUCCCCGUCCGGCCUGUACCAGCUGGAGCUGCUGUCCACCGAGAAGGACAGCCACUUCCAGGCGUACGCCAGCACCACGCCGGAGUCGGACCAGCCGUACCCAGAGCUGCCGUACGACCCGCGCGUGGACGUCACCUCGCUGGGCCGCACCACGCUCACGCUGGCCUGGAAGCCCACGCCCACGGCUGCGCAGCUGGGGCAGCCGGUGCAGUACUGCGUGGUCGUCAGCCAGGAGCACAACUUCAAGAGCCUGUGCGCGGUGGAGGCCAAGCUGGGCGCGGACGAAGCCUUCAUGAGCGUCCCCAAACCGGGCCGCGACUUCAGCCCCUUCGACUUCGCCCACUUCGGCUUCGCGCCCGAGCGCAACGACCUGGGCAGGGACCGCCCGGCGCCGGCGCCCCGCGCCCCCGCCUACUCCCCCCGGGCGGCGCGGCCCGACAUCCGCAAGGUCUGCAUCGGCAACAAGAACAUCUUCACCGUGUCGGAGCUGAAGCCGGACACGCAGUACUACUUCGACGUGUUCGCCGUCAACGGCGCCACCAACAUGAGCACCGCCUACGUGGGCACCUUCGCCCGCACCAAGGAGGAGGCCAAGCAGAAGACCCUGGAGCUGAAGGACGGCAAGGUCACCGACGUCUUCAUCAAGAGGAAGGGCAGCAAGUUCCUCCGCUUCGCCCCCGUCUCGUCCCACCAGAAGGUGACCUUCUACCUGCACUCCUGCCUGGACUCCGUGCAGGUGCAGGUGCGGCGCGACGGGAAGCUGGUCCUGUCCCAGAAUGCCGAGGGGGUGCGGCAGUUCCAGCUGAGGGGCAAGCCCAAGGCCAAGUACCUGAUCCGGCUGCGGGGGAGCCGGAAGGGGGCCUCCAUGCUGAAGGUCCUGGCCAGCACCCGGCCCAACAAGCAGCCGUUCCCCUCCCUGCCCGAGGACACCCGCAUCAAAGCCUUCGACAAGCUGCGCACCUGCAGCUCGGUGACCGUGGCCUGGCUCGGCACGCAGGACCGCCACAAGUUCUGCGUGUACCGGCGCGAGGUGGACCCGGGCCAGGGCGAGGACCAGCGCCGGCGCGAGCAGAACCAGUGCGCCGGGCCCCAGGCCCGCAAGAAGUCCGACAAGGUCCUGUGCAAGUACUUCCACAGCCCCAACCUGCAGAAGGCCGUCACCACGGAAACGAUAAGGGGCCUGCAGCCGGGGAAGGCCUACCUGCUGGACGUGUACGCCGUGGGUCACGGGGGACACUCCGUCAAGUACCAGAGCAAGGUCGUCAAGACCAGGAAGUUCUGUUAAUGACUCCUGUACAUAAUAAAUAUAUUAUAAAUAUAUAUAUAUAUAUAUAAA
Molecule: messenger RNA, 2185 nt
Organism: Anguilla rostrata (American eel)
Lineage: Eukaryota; Metazoa; Chordata; Actinopteri; Anguilliformes; Anguillidae
Gene: ndnf
Product: neuron-derived neurotrophic factor
Exons: 4
Coding region: 431-2134 (567 amino acids)
Biological process (GO): extracellular matrix organization
Molecular function (GO): heparin binding; protein binding
Source: RefSeq, a predicted model, not a curated record